UGCGAUAGGCUGUAAAUAUGUUUUAGUUCAGUAGGCUAGUCACCGUAUCUGUGACAAGUAUUGUUAAUUAACAGUGUCUUCAAAUUCAGUGUAGCGGUUGUAUGUUAUACUGAAACAUACGUUUCUGUAAAACUGCCUUUGAACGUUACUUUUAAUUACACUAAGGAAAUAGUUCCCAACAAGAACUUAAAUCACUUGAAGAUGAGAUGGGACGUUAUUAGAGAGGCUCUGCAAAAUAUACAUAGAUCAUUCUUCAUCUAUGAUGACCCUUCAACUGCCCCGAACACAUCAACCAUGGUUAACCCUCGAGUGAAUGGAGAAAUCCUUUCGUCCCAAGAACCAAUAGAUCCUGCGACAUCAACCACUCAGGACACAACACAGCCUGAUGAGAGAACCGAAGUAUUAUCGUCUCCUUGUCACACAGGAGCACAGAGUGCUUCUUCCGUUAGCGCAACCUCUCAACAGACCUCAGCUUUGACUAUUAAUAUUGAUCACGGAACUCAGAAUACAUCCACAACUAGCGAACCAAAUGACAACGACCAGCAACAAGAUAGAAGUUUGGCGAUCGCAAUUCCAAUAGCAUUGGAGCCAAAUAACACAUUAAGUCAAAAUGAACUUUUGAGGUCUUCACGUGGAACAUGGGCUGCUGAUAGGUCUGCGAUUUUCGCUUGUUUCAGCUGUGUUAUAGGAAUAUACAAUAUCAGUAGAUUUUCACUGCUGGUUUAUGUGUAUAAAGCAUGUUUUAUUGUCGAGUUCCUCAUCUUAACAUGUGUGUUUGGUCUUCCCUUCAUAUACUUCCAGUCAGCAAUAGGGCAAUACUUAGGAUCUGGAAUACUAGACAUGUGGUAUAUAUCCCCAGCCUUCAAAGGAGUAGGGCUAGCCUUGCUGUACAUGUACGUCGUAUUAGGUGUUUAUACUUCUGUACCAAUCAGUUGGCUGUUCCUGUUCUUUAAGGAUUCCUUCGUCACAACUCGAGAAACGUAUAGAUGGGGACAGUGUAACCCGAAAUUUGGUGCUCAGUAUUGUUUGGAGAGUCGUAAUAAAUCAUCAUCUGGCUAUUUCGGAUGGUCGGUGCCAAAUUAUUUCCAUGGUCGCGUUUUAGCAAGAACAGCAGGAAGUGAAGGUGAUGGGGCAGAAAUUAAGUUUGAGAUAACUCUUAAUUUGGCUGUCGUGUGGCUUCUAGUCUUCGCUUCAUUAAGUCAAGGACUUCGUUUUUAUGGAAAGUUAGCGUACGCCUUUGUUGUUAUUCCCGUUCCUCUACUGAUCUUGAUGGCCUCGAGAAUGAUGGAAGAAUGGGGAAAUGGUGUGUCAGACAUUUUUAACGCCGAUUGGAAAACAUUACUUAACGACUCAGUUUCUUGGCACCUGGCCUCUAGAGAGGUAUUUCUCACAUGGGCUCUAUAUGGCGGUGUGGUUCUACAGCUUUGUAGUCACAACAAAAUUACAACAAACAUCACAAGGAUCGUACUGGUUGUGGGGAUAGCAGGAACGUUAACGCUUAUUACGUCGUCAUUUGUUUUCGUUUGUGCAAUCAAAGCUAUAUCUGCUCGAAAUAUGACGUAUGUAUCGUCUUCUUAUGAGAUAGAAGAAACAAUAAAGUGUCUUGAACCUUCAAUUGUGUUCCCGAAAAGUAUGGCGAAUGUAACUCCAAUAAAUUUGGUGAUUGGUGACAUGUUUCCGUCGUCAAAUGAUCAGUCGGUUGUCAGUGGUUACCAAGUUCUUCGGAUUGCUACUGAAGUAUUACCAGCAGCUUUGAAGGUUCAGGGUGUUCGUGCCAUUUCUUCUGUCUGGUCUAUUUGCUUCUUUUUCAUGAUGAUUUUAUUCGGUUUUGCUCAACUUGUCCCCCUUUGGUUUCUUGUGGUAGAGUCAAUCAUAAGCAUUAAACCAACGAUUUUGCGUAGAUGGCAGACAAUUGUUACCUUAAUAACUUGUGCAGCUGGUUUUUUAUUGGGUUUGCCAUUAACCAGUACGUUCACAUGA
Limulus polyphemus (Atlantic horseshoe crab) is the source of this 1980-nucleotide messenger RNA. RefSeq names its product sodium- and chloride-dependent glycine transporter 1-like. The transcript is spliced from 12 exons. Gene Ontology annotation, cellular component: membrane. Lineage: Eukaryota; Metazoa; Arthropoda; Merostomata; Xiphosura; Limulidae. Gene Ontology annotation, biological process: sodium ion transmembrane transport. The record is from RefSeq and is a predicted model, not a curated record. Bases 202 to 1980 code for a protein of 592 amino acids.